Messenger RNA from Capsicum annuum, 1080 nucleotides. RefSeq lists its product as uncharacterized. The transcript is spliced from 3 exons. Lineage: Eukaryota; Viridiplantae; Streptophyta; Magnoliopsida; Solanales; Solanaceae. The coding region runs from base 1 to 1080 and encodes 359 amino acids. The record is from RefSeq and is a predicted model, not a curated record. Gene Ontology annotation, molecular function: zinc ion binding.
AUGGCUCGAUAUGUAUACAUGUUAAAUUCCGUAUAUCCAGCUUCACAUAUUAGAAUGCAUAAAUCCGAGGAUAAUAAGUUUAUGUAUUUGUUCAUUGCAUUGCAACCUUUGAAGAGUGGAUUUGAGUAUUGCAGGCCUGUAGUUGUGGUUGAUGGUGCGGAUUUGAGUGGAGCAUAUAAAGGUACAUUUAUUUCCGCAAGCACUCUUGAUGGAGCAGGACACAUUCUGCCGAUUGCGUAUGGUGUUGUUGAUAGUGAAAAUGAUAAUUCAUGGACUUGGUUUUUUGAGAACUUCAGAAUUGCUUUUGGAAAGCGCGAUAGUAUAUGUGUUGUAUCUGACCAUCAUGAAAGCAUAAUAAAGGCUGUGAGUGUUGUAUAUCCAAAUGUGCCACGCCUAGCAUGCAUUUGGAACUUGUGGAAGAAUGUUUGUACAAACUUCAGGAAGAGUAAAGAUAGACUUAGCGAUAUUUACUAUGCUAUGGCCAAGACUUACCACAAAGAUGAGUUUGAUUUUCUUUGGAAUCAAGUUGGGAAGAUUGAUAAGAGGGUAAAGUCUUAUCUUGAGGAUUCUGGAUUUGAAAAGUGGGCACGCGUGUAUGCACCAGUUAAUCGUGGUAGAAUGAUGACUUCAGAUAUAGCGGACUGCAUAAAUGAUAAAUUAAAGCUAGCACGUGAUUUGCGGAUAAUAGAAUGUUUGGAGCAGGCUAGGAAAUUGUUUGGAAAGUGGAAUUACAAGAAUAGAGAAAGAGCAUUAUAUGCAAACACAUCACUUGGUAGUAGAUUUGAAGGAAUUCUUCAGCUAAAUACUUCAAAAUCUACAAGGCUUGAGUUUAGUGCGUCAUCAAUAUAUGUAUAUUCUGUUUAUAAUGAAGGGAGGAAGUACAGAGUAUGUCUUGAUAGGAGGACUUGCUCUUAUGGUAGAUUCCAAUUGGACAAGAUAACAUGUGAACACGCGAUUGCUGUACUAAAAAGCAAGCAUGUAGUUGAUAUGAAGCCUUAUUGUUCAGAGUUUUAUUAUUCUGAAACAUUAAGGAAGACAUAUGAAGAAUCUAUAUUUCCAAUGCCCGAUAAUAAGGACUAG